Messenger RNA from Rhea pennata, 2211 nucleotides. RefSeq names its product disintegrin and metalloproteinase domain-containing protein 20-like. The record is from RefSeq and is a predicted model, not a curated record. Bases 1 to 2211 code for a protein of 736 amino acids. Gene Ontology annotation, cellular component: sperm head plasma membrane; external side of plasma membrane; plasma membrane. The transcript has a single exon. Gene Ontology annotation, molecular function: metalloendopeptidase activity. Gene Ontology annotation, biological process: proteolysis; male gonad development. Lineage: Eukaryota; Metazoa; Chordata; Aves; Rheiformes; Rheidae.
AUGGGGGUGCUCCCGCUGCUCCUGGUGCUGCUGGGCCUGGCGGGCAGCCCCGCCGCCCAGGAGGACGUGCCCGGGUCGCUGCGCGUCGCCGCCACGGAGGUGACGGUGCCGCGGCGCCUGAGCCCCCGGGCCGGCCAGGACCCCCUGGCCCUCUCCUACCGGCUGGAGAUGGAGGGGCGGCCGCGGGUCCUGCACCUGCGGCCCCGGCGGGGGCUGGUCUCCCAGGCCUUCACUUUGGUCAGCUACGAGGAGGAUGGGUCCCGCUGGGAUGACCAGCCCUUCGUGCCGGAGGACUGCCUCUAUCAGGGCAAGGUGCAAGGCAGCCCUGGCUCCCUGGUGGCCCUCAGCACCUGCUGGGGGGGCCUCCGCGGCGUCCUGUGGGUGGAGGACAGCACCUAUGAGAUCGAGCCUGUCCCUGAUGAUCCAGCCUUUCGACACGUCCUCUACCGCAUGGAAGAAGCCGACGAUCCUGAGGGCCUCGCCUGCGGACUGACUCAGCAGGAGCUGCAGCACCAAAAGACCUUGUUGCCCCGGCUCCAGAUUGCCCGAGUGGCGGAGGAGGAGGACACGCUGCAGGGUUGGUGGACGCACAUCAGGUAUGUGAAGCUUGUGGUGAUCGUGGACCAAGUGCGGUUUGCGAAGACAGGUAGCAAUGAAUCUGAAGUCUUCAGGGACGUCAUGAACGUCAUCAAUAUUGGGGACUCUCUGUAUGAUCAGCUUUCUGUUCAGCUCUAUGUUCUGGGGCUGGAGAUCUGGACCAAAAGUAAUCUUAUAAAUAUUACUAACUCUGUGGGCAAGACACUUGCAGAAUUUAACAAAUGGAGAAAAGCAAACCUGUCUCCACGGCUGCGCCAUGACACUGCUCACUUAUUUGCAUUUCAGAACUUUGGAAGGAGUUUGGGACUGGCAUACGUGUCGUCCGUAUGUGAUGACCAGUGGUCAUCAGCGGUUGAGUCCUUCACUAACAGGAAAUUGUCUGCAUUUGUUAUCACAUUUACCCAUGAGCUGGGCCAUGUUCUUGGGAUGCAACAUGAUGAACCAGGUUGUAAAUGUAGACGGAAGAAAUGCAUUAUGUUUGAAACUGAGGCCCACACUGAUUCAUUCAGUGAAUGCAGCUACAGAUACUACUUUGACUUGCUUGGGAGUGGUGCAGGCUGUUUGCGUCAACCGCCAGCACCUGGCAGUUUCUACACCAUGAAGCAUAAAUACUGUGGGAAUGAGGUAGUAGAAAAUGGAGAGCAAUGCGACUGUGGCUCGGAAUCAAACUGCAGAAGGGACUUUUGUUGCCACCCUAACUGUACGUUAACUCAAGGCUCAGUUUGUGCAUCUGGAGAAUGCUGCAAGGACUGUCAGAUCCUUCCAGCAGGAACAGUCUGCAGAACGAGUACUGGCGACUGUGACCUGCCGGAGUAUUGCAAUGGGACUUCCCCCUGGUGCCAGCCGGAUGUGUACUUGCAAGAUGGAGCCCGAUGCAAGGAUGGUGCCUAUUGCUAUCGAGGGAAAUGUUCUUCCCACAGUAAACAAUGCAAGCAUCUCUUUGGCAAAAGAGCCAGGGCUGCUGCUUCGAGUUGCUUCAGAGCACUAAAUACUCAAGGUGACCGUUUUGGAAAUUGUGGUAUUGAAAAAAAUAUUCGAUUUAUAAAAUGCAAAACUGAGGAUAUCUUAUGUGGUAGGAUCCAGUGUGAAAACAUACACAGAUUGCCAUAUUUGCGCAACCACAUAACCAUAAUCCAAACCCCUGUUGGAGAUAAGAAGUGUUGGGGUAUUGACUAUCAUGUAGGGAUGCCUACAGCCGACGUGGGGGCUGUGAAUGAUGGCACGCCAUGUGGUAGUGAUAUGCUUUGUAUCAACAGGACGUGUACCAACGUGUCACUGCUGAACUACGACUGUAAUGUGACAAAGUGCCACAACAGAGGAGUGUGCAAUAAUCGUAAGAACUGCCACUGCGAGUACGGCUGGGCUCCUCCAUAUUGCGAACUGGAAGGACUUGGAGGUAGCAUUGACAGCGGACCCCCUCCAGCCACGGAGAUUUUUCGUAGAGCUAAAAUAGGAAUAAUAGUACUUGGCCUUGUUGUUCUCUGCAUCCUCGGAGCUACUCUUAUCAUAUGUUAUAAACGGGAAAUAGCAAGAUGGUUUAGGAGGAUAACAGCUCGAUUCCGCAUCAAAAAACCAGCAGUUGCUCCAAAUGCCGGAAAUCCCAGCACUUCUUAA